UCUAGGAGUGGUCAACAGAUGUACUAUGGACAGAGAGGGUGUGGCUAUAGUUACUGCUGCUGAGUUUCACCUGAGAACAAGCUUCACCAGUACUGAAACACUGCCGGGCCUCAAAGGACAUACUUUUACUUUGGAUUAUUCUUUCACUUUAAGGGUUUUAAUGGAGCCUGUAUUCACAAGUGUGAGGAUAAAAGUGGCUGUGCUGUUUCUGAUAACAUUUCAGCUGAGGACAGAUGUGACAGAGGCGAUGCAGGUGACAUCCACGGGGCCACAGACCAUUCAAAAGGCCCAAGGGGAGACAGUCAACCUGGGAUGCACCUACACCCCCGGCCCCCAAGACACAGGAGACCUGGACAUUGAGUGGUCCAACGUCAGCCCGGACAUGACGCAGAAAGACCAACUGAUCUUGUCAUACACAGGGGGUCAAAUGCACCAAUACGGCGACCCCAGCCUCUCCAAAAGGCUCAACUUCAUAGGGAACCCCAAGCAGGGAGACGCUACCAUCUCUGUCUCUGAUGUGAGGCCCUCAGACACAGCCACCUACCAGUGUAAAGUCAAGAUGGCGCCGGGUGUCGACAUGCGAAAAGUCACUCUGGUGGUUAUGGUUCCCCCAUCGGUGCCAAAGUGUUGGGUUGAAGGCGGCGAGGAGAAAGGUAGCCCAGUCUCCCUCCGCUGCAAAUCCUCUCAGGGAUCCACUCCUCUCAGUUACGUGUGGAGCAGAGAGAGUGGGGGUGCAAUACCAUCCACUGCAAAACAAAACCCACAGACUGGGGAGCUUUUGAUAAUGAACCAUACAGACAGCAACGUUGGAAGUUACGUGUGUGAGGCAAAAAACGCUGUCGGCAAAGCACAGUGUAGAUAUGCACUGAAUGCAUACAACCCUACCAACAAAGUGGGUGUCAUAGUUGGGGCAGUGAUAGGUGCCCUCUUGCUGCUGCUCCUCCUCCUGCUUCUCAUCUGGCUCCUGAUCUGCUGCUGCCAUAAGCGCCGCUAUGAGAAAGAGGUCGCAAAUGAAAUAAGGGAGGACACCCAGGCCCCAGAGAGCAGACCCACCAGCAGAAACUCCAGUUUCCGCUCAGUGUUGGGGUACCGCACCCACCCCGGGGUGCAGUACAGCUCUGUGAGGAACCACCUGCCCACUGUCAGUGAAUCAGGCCACAGUGCUGUCCACACAAGCGGGAGUAACGGCACAUCACAGCCAACCACUGCAGGGGGAAAUCCUCCUCCCCUCAGAUACGAUCAUCGAUAUGGAUAUCCUGUGUAACUACAAUCCAGAGUCCCAGUCUUUUUUAUUUUUAGUAUGAAACUAAGCCUUCUGAAGAAAAUACUUUUUACGUUAAAACAUCUUGUAAAGAAUAUGCUAUGUAAAGUAUGUAUAUGACAAAUGGUGCAAUACAAUAUAUUUAAUUGGAGAAUGAUGGGAGUGCUGGUAUACGACUACUGGGGACUCGUAAAAUCUUACAUCAGCCCUGGGACAAACAUAAAUGUACAACUGGCAGUUUUUCAUAAUGCACUGUGGCACAUUAUUACUAUUGUAAACAACACAAAUAGGUUCUCAUAAUCCAAGUCAUUAUUACACUGAUUUGCUAAAUCUGUAUUUAAAAUGUAUAUAUCAAAAAACUUUUAUUUUUAUUGGUUCUUUUUUUCUAUGACGCAUAUGUAGCUCAAUCAAGUGACUUUUUUUAAAACGUGUACAAUAAAACACUUUUGAGCUGACAAAUCAAUGAGGAGAGAGUACUAUCUAAAUCCCAGCCACUGAGCAUUCAGAUUGUUCAGAUCGUUGUGCCAUGGCUCCAUCUUUUAUUGCCUGAUGAUGAUCUGCACUGACGAAACAAUAGAAUCACAUUAGAAACACAUCUCCCACUCCCAGGAUGCAACUACUGUUAUGCUCUGAAAAAGAUAAAACUUAAUUGAAUGAGUUGUAUUUUGGCAUCAUAAUGACAUUGGACGUUUUGUUUUGACAUGCAAAAUUAGGUAUGAUUAUAUAAAACCAGUCAAAUUAUCUAUAUGGUGGCAGGUUCAAAUACAAGUUAAUUAGAGGUUCAUUAUGUUUAGGAGCUUGGAGAGUGCAUUAACUAGGUGUUAAGUUCUGAUCUUAGAGCAUAGACAUGGUCAGGCAAACAAUCUGUCUGUUUUCAUAGCCCGCUGAUGUGAGUCUGGCUAUUUAGAGGGCUGUAUAAUAUCAUAUAAAUUCAAACUUUGAGCUGCUUAUGAGUCAGAAUAUUGGGAGACAUUUAAGUCAAUUUUGCCCCUGAUCCUCUUAUGUGCAUUUGCCCCCAGGAAAAAUGUUUCAUUUGUAGAGCUGCAGAAGUGCUGCGAAAUUGCCUUGUUUGUGUUGUGUGUUUCUCCAUUUUUUGCAAAGCAGCCAGUAAACCAGUUAUUAGUCUAACAGCUACUAGUUGAGGCUCUAACCUGCAGCUGCCACUCUGAGAGUCCAGAGUCAGCACUAUGCCCACGGCCCCUGGCUCUCGUCUUUAUUGGCCUGAUCCCAUCUUCAAAAGGUGUAUGUUGAAUUAAUAAGGGCUGCAAGAAGUGGUGAGGGUCGGUGGGCCCUUGGUAAUAAAUUCUGCCAAGGGCCUCCUUAAGGACAGGUGCUGCCGUGCACUAAUCUGUGAAGGCUGGGCUAUAACAGUGUUACUGUUUCAAAUCAUCAGAAAUAAAAUGCAUCAAAAUUAGACUUUGAAUUUCAGACGCACUUCCCUCACUUUUAAAUGAGCUUUUCUUGAAAAUGUCACCAGCAGCACUUUAGUUUGCAUUUGCCCCGCACAGCAAACACACACGCACACACAUGUACUCACAAAACAUGUUAACUAUUUACCUCUGCAGUGUUUGACUUACUUACUUGUUUGCUUCACAUGAAGACACAUUGAAAAUGGUCAACUUUUGUGUGCACAUGCCUGUCUGUAUCUUUUUGUUUGCUUAAUUCAAAUUAGUAAAGAAAUGCACAUCCAUCAGAAGGACCAGUU
This is a messenger RNA of Siniperca chuatsi (mandarin fish), 2966 nucleotides long. It is a transcript of the gene vsig8b, whose product is annotated as V-set and immunoglobulin domain containing 8b. The transcript has 8 exons. The record is from RefSeq and is a predicted model, not a curated record. NCBI's taxonomy places the organism in Eukaryota, Metazoa, Chordata, Actinopteri, Centrarchiformes, Sinipercidae. The coding region runs from base 26 to 1264 and encodes 412 amino acids.